CACCAAUUGGCCAAUCAUGUCGUCCCCUACAGCAUCAGCAAAGCCUGAAGGCUCGAAGGAACAGCCCGGAUCGACUCCGGAUUCGAAGAUCGAUCACGCCGCCUCGUUGAAGUAUUGGAACGAUGUCCCUGCUACCUCCAACGGCAUGCUGGCCAUGCUCGGCGAUUAUCCGUGGUAUUCCCGAAUCGACCUACGAGGAUCGAGGGCCUUCUUGGCCAAAGUGCGUCGGCUUUUACCGUCCUGCAGCACAGAAGGCAAGCUCAAGCUGGGGGUGGACUGUGGUGCAGGAGUCGGACGGAUAACGGAAGGGUUCCUCAGCCAGGUCUGCGAGGUUGUGGAUGUGGUGGAACCGGUCGCGAAAUUCACCGAGGUCGUGCGCAAUGGCUCUCUGAAGAAAGAUGGUAUCGUCGGGGAUAUCUACACUGUGGGGCUUGAGAACUGGUAUCCGGAGAAGAAGUACGAUUUGAUCUGGACGCAAUGGUGCGUGGGACAUCUGACGGACGUGCAAUUGCUUGAAUACGUGAAACGGUGCCGGGCUGCAUUGACGGAGACUGGCAUUAUGGUGGUCAAGGAGAACCAAUCCACGGAUAUCAACGGGGAGGACAUGUUCGAUGAGGUGGAUAGCAGCGUCACCAGGACUGAUGAGAAGUUCAAGAAGAUAUUCAAGGAGGCCGGAAUGACCGUCUUCCUCUCGGAGAUUCAGACGGGAUUCCCGAAGAACUUUAGGCUUUUACCGGUCAAAUCUUACGCGUUACGACCCAAUAGCUGAGCCUUCAGUGCAAUGAUCUCUCGACUUCAAUCAUGCCACCGUCGAAGCUCGACUUUUCCACUUGUUCGCAAUUCGGACCGUGCGGAAGAUCCCUUCGAAUGCAAGUUCAGGCAACAUGGUUUAGUCUUGCAUGCGGUGGUAAAUGAGACUAUGACCGGGUUGUACGACCUCCGAGGUUGUUCCUAGUCGAUCCGGCCAGUAGGCACCUACCAUACCUGGACAGUCUAUAAUGGGGUUGACCAACAUACUGUUGACGGUACUCAAAGACCAAUCUUCCGUCGUGAUUGUGAUAUACAGAGUACCAUCUACUCAUGUUCAACCGGAGUCAUCCACGUUCCGCAUGGCCACCUGCCGAAGCUCGCAUCGUGCGAGAAAGGCGCCGGAAACUACUUACGAAUUAAGGCUAUUAAGACCCCUUGAUCCAUUUUUGAGUGACAGUCAAAUCAUACUCAC
This is a messenger RNA of Aspergillus novofumigatus IBT 16806, 1222 nucleotides long. Its product is annotated as N-terminal protein methyltransferase. Lineage: Eukaryota; Fungi; Ascomycota; Eurotiomycetes; Eurotiales; Aspergillaceae. The coding region runs from base 17 to 769 and encodes 250 amino acids. Gene Ontology annotation, biological process: N-terminal protein amino acid methylation. Gene Ontology annotation, molecular function: N-terminal protein N-methyltransferase activity. The record is from RefSeq and is a predicted model, not a curated record. The transcript has a single exon. Gene Ontology annotation, cellular component: cytoplasm.